Messenger RNA from Rhinolophus ferrumequinum (greater horseshoe bat), 4674 nucleotides. It is a transcript of the gene TAF4B, whose product is annotated as TATA-box binding protein associated factor 4b. The transcript is spliced from 15 exons. The record is from RefSeq and is a predicted model, not a curated record. Bases 428 to 3019 code for a protein of 863 amino acids. Gene Ontology annotation, biological process: DNA-templated transcription; transcription initiation at RNA polymerase II promoter. Lineage: Eukaryota; Metazoa; Chordata; Mammalia; Chiroptera; Rhinolophidae. Gene Ontology annotation, molecular function: RNA polymerase II general transcription initiation factor activity; DNA binding; protein heterodimerization activity. Gene Ontology annotation, cellular component: transcription factor TFIID complex.
UUGCGUAGGGGGCUUUGGGGAACUCGGGGUUUGUGGUUUUGAAACUUCUGGCGGGGCAACCGCGCCGCAGUUAGGCUGGGAGGUGGGAACCAAAGUGACGCCCUUCCCGGAGCCCCUCUGCCAAGCUCUGCUGCAGCGGGACCCGAGGCUGAGCCGGCGCACGUGGGAGCGCCGCUGAGGAAGCCGCGAGCCGCGGCGCAGGUGUGGGCUGCUGGCCCUGCCACGCGGGCGUGAGGGAAGUCCCGGACGUGCGAGUUCCGCUUCUCAGCGGCACCCAUCACUGACUUCUGUGUCGCUGCCCGUGCGCCUCUCCCUAGCGAUGCUGUGGAGCCGGAACUUCACUGGAGUCGGCUGCUGCUUGUCAAGCCUCCGCUCGUCUCUGCUCCCGGAACGGCAGCGCCGCAGCUGCUGCUGAUCCACCUGGGGGAUGCCCGCGGGCCUCACGGAACCGGCCGGCGCCGCUCCCCACGCCGGCGUGAGCGCCUCCGGGACCUUGACUAUGGCCCCUGCCGGGGCUCUGCCGGUCCGGGUGGAGAGCACUCCGCUGGCGCUGGGCGCUGUGACUAAGGCUCCUGUCAGUGUCAGCGUGGAGUCCACGGUGUCCCAGCCCCUGCGGUCCCCCAUGGGCACCCUGGUGACUAAAGUGGCUCCUGUCAGUGCUCUUCCUAAACUCAGCAGCGGCCCUGGUCUAGCUGCUCCUCAGAUAGUCGCCGUGAAAGCCCCCAACACCACAACAGUUCAGCUGCCUGCUAAUUUGCAGCUUCCUCCAGGAACGGUUUUGAUCAAGAGUAACAGUGGUCAUUUGAUGUUGGUAUCUCCUCAGCAAGCUGUACCAAGAGGUGAGACCACCAGGAACAUAAUUUCAAGGCCAACUGUACCAACGAAUACUCAGACAGUCAAAAUCUGUACAAUGCCGAAUUCUAAUUCACAAUUAAGCAAGAGCAUGGCAGUGGCACCUGGUAAAAAAUUGGCACAAGUAGGAACUACUAUGGUAACCACUGUUCCGAAGCCUUCCUCAGUACAACCUGUGGCUGUGCCAACCAAUGUUGUCACAGUUACUUCUGUGAAGCCGUUGAAUACUGUAACUACCCUGAAGCCUUCAAGUUUGGGAGCACCACCCGCCCCCGCAGAUGAGCCCAAUCUCAAAGCAGAGAACUCAGUAACUUCUCAGACUAAUCUUUCUCCGAUGAUGCUAGAAAAUGUGAAGAAAUGUAAGAACUUCCUUGCAAUGUUAAUAAAACUAGCAUGUAGUGGAUCACAGUCCCCAGAAAUGGGGCAGAAUGUGAAGAAACUGGUGGAACAACUUUUGGAUGCAAAAAUCGAAGCAGAAGAAUUUACUAGACAACUGUAUGUUGAACUCAAGUCUUCACCACAGCCUCACCUAGUUCCUUUUCUUAAGAAAAGUGUGAGUGCCUUACGACAACUCAUGCCUAACUCCCAGAGUUUUAUUCAGCAGUGUGUUCAGCAGACUUCUAGCGAAGUAGUCAUUACUACUACCUGUACCACACCAGUAACAACUUCUGUGGUGACACCCACAGUUUCCUCAGUCCAGUCUGAAAAGCCCAUCCUUGUUUCCGGAGCAACAACACCCAGACCUGUGUCAGUGCAAACUCUGAAUCCGCUUGCUGGUCCAGGGGGAGCAAAAACUGGAGUUGUGACACUUCAUUCUGUGGGUCCUGCCGCUGUACCAGGAGGAACAACAACUGGAACUGUUUUGCUUCAGACUCCAAAACCGCUUGUGUCAUCCAUACAAAAUACAGUUACAGCAGUCUCACUUCAACCUGAAAAACCAGUUGUCUCUGGGGCAGCAGUGACACUGGCCCUUCCAUCGGUAACUUUUGGAGAAACUUCAGCAGCAGCUAUUUGUGUUCCGUCUGUGAAACCUGUUGUUACUUCUGCUGGGACCACAUCUGAUAAGCCUGUCAUUGGCACUCCAGUCCAAAUCAAACUUACACAGCCGGGCCCCAUUCUUUCACAACCAGCUGGUAUUCCACAGGCAGUUAAAGUCAAACAACUAGUAGUCCAGAAGCCUUCAGGAGGCAUUGGAAAACAAGUGACUACGCUGUCUCAUUCCUCAGCGCUGACCAUUCAGAAAUCUGGACAGAAGAUACCAGUGAGCACUGCAAUACCUACCAGUCAGUUUCCUCCAGCUUCCAUUCUCAAGCAGAUUACGCUGCCAGGAAAUAAAAUUCUGUCACUUCAAGGAUCUCCUAUUCAGAAAAAUAAACUAAAAGAGAAUGGAACAACAUCUUUCAGAGAUGAAGAUGACAUCAAUGAUGUGACUUCCAUGGCAGGGGUCAGCCUUAAAGAAGAAAAUGCCUGCAUCUUAGCAACAAACUCUGAAUUGGUUGGCACACUUGUUCAGUCAUGUAAAGAUGAACCAUUUCUUCUCAUUGGAGCUCUACAAAAGAGAAUUUUAGACAUUGGUAAAAAGCAUGACAUUACGGAACUUAACUCUGAUGCAGUGAACUUGAUCUCCCAUGCAACACAGGAGCGAUUACGAGGCCUUCUAGAAAAACUGACAACAAUUGCUCAGCAUCGAAUGACGACUUACAAGACAAGUGAAAAUUACAUCCUGUCUAGUGAUACCAGGUCACAGCUCAAAUUUCUUGAAAAGCUGGAUCAAUUGGAGAAGCAAAGAAAGGAUUUAGAAGAAAGAGAAAUGUUACUUAAGGCAGCCAAGAGUCGUUCCAAUAAAGAAGAUCCAGAACAGCUGAGAUUAAAGCAGAAAGCCAAAGAGUUACAACAGUUGGAGCUCGCACAGAUACAACACAGAGAUGCUAACAUCACAGCUCUUGCAGCUAUUGGACCAAGGAAGAAGAGACCACUAGAAUCUGGGCCUGGAAAUGAGGGCUUAAAAGACAACCUUCUUGCUUCUGGAACAUCCAGCCUGACAGCCACCAAGCAGUUGCUUCGUCCAAGAAUCACGAGAAUCUGCCUCAGGGACUUGAUAUUCUGUAUGGAACAGGAAAGGGACAUGAAGUAUUCUCGAGCCCUGUACCUUGCCCUUCUGAAGUGACCACUCCACUUUCCAUCCAGAUCCUUGCUGUUUACUGCCAAAGAAGACAUAAAGAGUAUUGUUGCACUGUCCUGCAAUUUCAGUUUCUGGAAAAUAAUUAUUGCUAGGGAAGACCAUUGUUUACAGUUAUAUACUGUUAUUAAAUCUUACUUAUACAUCCCAUGGGGUUCUUAAUGACCAGAAUUCGGCUUUGCCUUCUGAAAAUUGGUUAUGAAAUACAGUUUACACAGAAGUAGGCAUCUGCCUACCUGUGCGCUUAAUCACAGCAAGUUAAGGCCCUGUUUGUUACUGCCUGCUUCAUUUGCCACACUGUUAACAGGUGAAGUGUCUUUCCCUAAUGCAGCCUGCAUUGAGAUGUAGGGGAAAGAGAGGGUCACUGCUUACCAAAGAAAUUGUAUUUCAUCGUGUACUGAACCUAUCUCAAAGUGUUAGGUUUUCUGGGCUGGAAUCAAGUUGCUUAGUGAAUUAUGACAGUCACCUUCUGUAGUUGAAGGUGACAAGCCACAGAGUAAGGCCUGUGGUAACUUUGGUCGGCCGAGUCCCAGUAUUGUCAAAACUGAGACAAAUGGGGAUACUUUGUGCCUGAGAUUGCUAUUCUCUGGUUCAUAUCACCACCAUAUGCUGCUUUUGAUACCAAGUGAGGGGACAUCCUUGUCAGAGAGACCUUAAAAUUGAAGCUGCUAAUAUACCUCAUUGAAAAAUGAAAAAGGUGGAAAUUAUUGGAAGGAGUGAUGGGACAUUGUGUUCAAACUGAUGAGGGGAAAAUGAAAAUGGAAUCAUAAAACAGGAAAUGCGCUGUGUAUGCCUAAGGGAGGCAGUGGUGGAAUCGGAACUCCAAAGCAACUGUACAUGUUUUGUUGACAAAAAAAUCACAGCCCAACCAAAAAGGAAAAUGUUAUCAAACAUUUUCAAAUUACAGUAUUUCAGAACAAAGUUAUUUUUUGUUUUUGUUUUUUUGUAUUGUUUUAAAACACAAGGACAGUUUUGUAAAAUCUUUUAGUUACCCUAAGUUUUAAACAUCUUGUUGCGUUUAAAAAAAUCCUAAGUGAUGAUUUUAAAAAUAAGGACUCCAAAAGGAUUCUAUACUCAAAAGUAAUGUCAGCAUCUCACUCUUGGAGAUCUUGUCUCUAAAUAUAUUAUGAGAAGCAUGUUAUAUAUAUUCAUCUGAGAAGGAAGCUGAUAUUUUGCAAACCAAACUUUUUUUUUAAAUUCCACCUGUGUGGCAUGUAGCUGGUGACAAAUAAUAGCCGUAGUUACAAUCACAUACAGAAUAAAUCCUCCAAGAAGGUUUUAAAAAAUUGGAAAGCUGUGCUUCUUAGAAAAAGAAUUCAGGGGGGAAAAAAACACCUCAAGUAUGUUACUCUUCAUCCUGUUCUUCCCGUUGGGACUGUUAUGGCCACAUUCUAUACUCUAGUAAGUUUUAAAUUGGCCACAUUUUUGUUUCAGCAAGUUAUUAUGUAAAAUGCUAUAAAUUAUGUAUGUGUUAAAAGAGUACUUUACGAAGAGAUCUAUACCUAAAGUUGCUUUUGUAUAUUUAAAUGCUUAGCUUUAUUUUUUGUAAAGUACAGCAUACUCCCAUAUUUGUGUAUAAUCUUAUUGAUCAGGUGUUUAAAAUGAUUUAAAAUACUUCAUUAAAAUAAUUAUUUUAUUAUAAG